AGGCUCUUGUGGGCAAAAAGGGGGAGAGCCCCAGGUUGGAGGAAGGGUGCCUCUUUGCUGCCAGGGCUUCCCAGAGGAGAGGGGCCUAGGGUCACGGCACACACUACCGGGGCAAAGGGCCCCCAGCUGGAAUGCUGGGUGGGAGGAGCCAGCCUGGCCAGGUGCGCUCCCUCCCCAGGCCCUAGGCAGGUGGCUGCGCUGGCCCGCCCUCCUUCCUACCCCCUCGCCUAAGGGAGGCAGAUAGGCAGGUCUGGGCGGGCGAGCUGCUGAGUCAGUUUGCGAGGAAUGUUCGGGCCGCUCCCAGACACACCCUGAGCCUGCCGGCCCCACCACACCCUCCCAGGUGCCUUGGCCCCGCGCCCGCCGUGCCAGGAACGCACCUUCAGCCCAAGCUUGCUCAGACCAGCUCCCACCGGCAGCAGCCCCACUGCUCCCCCUCCUGCUCCCCCCAUGACCCCAUUGAGCCCCCUUCACCAUGCUCUCGGGUGACCCAGGGCCGGUUCACGUGUGUGAAUAAGCUCCUCCUGUGUAACAUGCAGACUGGGGAAAUGGGGGGGAUAAGGGGGUCCCCAGGCAACAACCCCUUGGGAUCGAGGGGUUCCUGCAGGAGGAGGGUCUGCGAUGAGAGGGGGCUGUAGGGAGGCCCGGGGAGGCCCCGCCUGCUCGGCUAGGGCUGGGGGCGGGGGAGGUGGCCAGGAGGCCAGGCCUGUGGCAGCUAGCCAGUGCUUUGGCCAAAGCCCAGAGCCUCCCUCCCCUUGGCUCCACUCAACCGUCCCCCCCGGUCACCCCGGGCUGCCUCCUUGCCCAGGCACACGGCUGGCUGCUGGCAGAUGGGGCGGUGGGCAGGGGCAGGGGCCAUUCCCACAGGUGACCCGGCCGCCCUCAUCUCCUCCAAGCCAGCAGGGUGUGGAGAUGGGGCAGCCCCCAGGUCCCCACAGUGCCCCGGCCCCCAUGGGCACCACGGCUGAAUCCGGGCUCAUUCCGGACCUCGUUGCCAGGAUUCCCUGGCCCCGAUGGGCACUGGUGGCCAUCGCUGUCGCUGCCGCCAUCCUCACUUCUUCCUGCCUCCUCUGUGUUGUCUGCUGCUACUGUCGCCGAGCCCACAGGAGGAAGCCCCGAGACAAAGAGGCCAUGGGCCUGGGCAGUGUCCAGGGCGCCAACACCACCCACCUGGUGCAACCGGAGGUGGACGAUGUGGAGUCCAGCCCGGGGGGAGCCCAGCAGUGGGGGCGCCUGCAGCUCUCCCUGGAGUACGACUUUGGAAGCCAGGAGAUCCGGGUGGGCCUCAAGCAGGCAGUGGACCUGAGGGCCAGGGGCCUGGGGGGCACAGCGGACCCCUACGCCCGCAUCAGCCUGUCCAUCCAGGCCGGGCACACACACGAGACCAAGGUGCACCGCGGCUCGCUCUGCCCCAUGUUCGACGAGACCUGCUGCUUCCGCGUGCUGCUGGCGGAGCUGCCCCAGACCACCCUGUGGGUGCAGGUGCUGGACUUCAAGCGCUUCUCCAGGCACGAGCCGCUGGGCGAGCUCCACCUGCCGCUGGGCACCGUGGAUCUGCAGCACCUCCUGGAACUCUGGUGCCAGCUGGGCCCCCGGGCACCGCCGAGGUAAGGGUGCUGACUGCCUGGCAUUGGCCCAGGCCUGCCUGAGGCUGAGCAGACGGGGGAGCUGUGCUUCUCGCUGCAGUACGUGCCCGGCUCGGGCCGGCUGACGGUGGUCGUGCUGGAGGCCCGGGGCCUGAGCCUGGAGCUGGCAGAGCCCUACGUGAAGGUCCAGCUCAUGCUGAACCGGAGGAAGUGGAAGAUGAGCAGGGCGUCUGCCCGAGGGCACGGCCGCCCCUGCUUCAACGAGGCUCUCACCUUCCUCGUGCCCUUCAGCCAGAUCCAGAGUGUGGACCUGGUGCUGGCCAUCUGGGCCCGGGGCCCGCGGCUUCGGGCCGAGCCCAUGGGUAAGGUGGCGCUGGGAGCCCGGGCCUCCGGCCAGCCCCUGCAGCACUGGGCGGACAUGUUGGCCCAUGCCCGGCGGCCCAUCGCCCAGUGGCACCGCCUGCGGCCCGCCGGGGAGGUGGACCAGGCCCUGGGCCUGCAGCCCCACCGGCGCCUGCCCUUGCCUGGCUCCUGACAGCACCCUGUGCCGUGAGCCCCCGCACUGAGCUGUGGGCCUGUCCAGGUCCCGCAGGUCCUGCUGCGAUGAACGUCUCCCCGCCCCCACCACCGUGUGUCCUGCCUGUGCCCUCGGGGACAGUGUAGGGUGGGGACACCUGCCAAGGGCCAGGAGGAGAAGGUCCCCUCUCCAGACUCAUCCAGGCCCUGGGGCUUCUGCCUGAAGGCAGAAGGGGCGUGAGGGGCAUGAGGGGGGUGAAGGGGCGUGAGGGGGUCCCUCCACGCCCAAGGAGGACAACCCUGGAGCGAGGAGCCCUCCUGUCUGGGGUUGCAGCGUUAGAGACAGUACCAGCCAGGCCACGCACAGCUGCCUGCAGGCUCCUUGCAAGAACCAGGAGCUUCUCGAACUCGUCACUGAUCCCUAAAUAGAGCAACCCAACCUCGGCACCCCCCCCUCCCAAGACUUCUUGGACUGGAUGGCA
Molecule: messenger RNA, 2584 nt
Organism: Myotis myotis
Lineage: Eukaryota; Metazoa; Chordata; Mammalia; Chiroptera; Vespertilionidae
Gene: SYT8
Product: synaptotagmin 8
Biological process (GO): cellular response to calcium ion; regulation of calcium ion-dependent exocytosis; synaptic vesicle endocytosis
Cellular component (GO): axon; synaptic vesicle membrane; dense core granule
Molecular function (GO): clathrin binding; syntaxin binding; calcium-dependent phospholipid binding
Source: RefSeq, a predicted model, not a curated record